GCCACCACGCCAUCCAGGAUCCAAAGGAAUCUACUCUGCCUGCUCUACGCGUUCGUCACCCCAAAUUGCUCUGCUUCCUGCUCUGUAUUCCGUCUUGAGUUCUGAUCGUUUUGGGUUCGACCCCUCCUGAGAAUCGAGAUGGUCCACCACCAUCGGGCGAGCCUGCUGGUGCACCAGCAGCGGAAGGUCGAGGUGGCGGCAGAGGACCCGCUGCAGGCGGAGGGAGGAGGCGGAGGCGGCGGCGGCGGCAGGAUGAAGGAGCUCCGGGGCCGCCUGGCGGACUACGCCUGCCACCACCGGAAGCACGGCCACGACGCGCUGCUCCGCAUGCUCGCUGGUUUCGCGCUCGUAUCCUGCCUCCUGCUGCUGCUCCCAGGCAGCCCCAUAUCCGCCGCCAUGGACGAGCUGCUGCAGCUCGGUAGGAGGACGCGGCCCGACGAGGAGGCGGCGGCGCUGUGCGCUGACGUCGCCAAUGGCACCGUCUGCUGCGACCGCUCCGCGCUCCGCACCGACGUCUGUGUCAUGCGCGGGGACGUCCGCACCCAGGCCGCCUCCAACUCGCUCUUCCUGCUCCUGCGGCCAAACUCGUCCCGGGCCGCUGCCGCCGAAGAGCGCAUCCGGCCAUACACGCGCAAGUGGGAGUCCAGCAUCAUGAGCACCAUCGACGAGCUUCGCCUCCGCUCCGCGCCCGACAGGGACGCCGCCGCGCCGGCCCACUGCGACGUCUGCCACGACGUCCCCGCCGUCGUCUUCUCAACCGGCGGCUACACCGGCAACGUGUACCACGAGUUCAACGACGGUAUCAUCCCGCUCUACAUCACCACGCGACACUACAACAAGAAGGUGGUCUUCGUCAUGGUCGAGUACCACGACUGGUGGAUGACCAAGUACGGCCACAUCGUUGAGCAGCUCUCCGACUACCCGCCCAUCGAUUUCGCCAACGACCGCCGCACGCACUGCUUCCCGGAGGCCGUCGUUGGUCUGCGCAUCCACGAUGAGCUCGCCAUCGACGCCGCGCGGAUGCCAGCCAACCAGACAAUCCAGGAUUUCCGACAGAUGCUCGACGACGCUCACCGUGGCCGCAUCCAGACAAUCAUCGAGGAAGAGGAGAAGGAAGCUGCUGCUGCGGCGGCGACAGUACCGAGGAAACAGCAACUGCGUGGCGGCAGGAGGAGUCAGCGCACCAAGACGGCCGAGGGUGACAAGCCACGGCUCGUGAUCGUCUCCCGGAAUGGGUCGCGUGCGAUCGAGAAUGAGGCCGAGCUGGUGCGCGCCGCGGAGGGCGCCGGGUUCCGCGUCGCCAAACUCCAGCCACGCCAGGACACGGAGCUCGCCAAGAUUUACCGCGCCCUGAACGCGUCGGACGUCAUGUUGGGCGUGCACGGCGCAGCCAUGACCCACUUUCUGUUCAUGCGCCCCGGCUCCGUGUUUAUCCAGGUGGUGCCGCUCGGCACCGACUGGGCCGCCGAGACGUACUACGGCGAGCCGGCGCGGCGGCUGGGUCUGCGCUAUAUGCCGUACAAGAUCCUGCCGUCCGAGAGCUCGCUCUGCGGGCAGUACGCCAAGGACGACCCGGUCCUGACCGACCCGGACAUCGUGAACGCCAAGGGGUGGCAGGUCACCAAGCAGGUUUACCUGGAUGGCCAGAACGUUCGGCUGGACAUGGCCCGGUUCCGCCGCCAGCUGCGCCAGGCGUAUGCCCACUUGGCGGCGAAGAGGCAGCCCCACCGGGCGGAUUCAGGGACGGGACCGAGGAGACUAUCAUAACGUGAGUGUUUGAGGAUGAUCUUUGAAACAAUUUUUUCGCUUUGUUGACAUGAUAAAUGUUGUAUAGAAUACAUACAGAGGGUGAUUGCUGCGGCGUAUCAGGAGUGCCGUUUUUUCUGCCGUUUGUACAUGGAAAAAGAUAGACACGAUUUUUGUUGAAUAGACCAUUCUUUUUUUUCAAUUUUAUAACUCUUUUAUAUGGAUAUUUUAUACUCCCUUGUUUU
Molecule: messenger RNA, 1991 nt
Organism: Setaria italica (foxtail millet)
Lineage: Eukaryota; Viridiplantae; Streptophyta; Magnoliopsida; Poales; Poaceae
Exons: 1
Coding region: 139-1767 (542 amino acids)
Molecular function (GO): glycosyltransferase activity
Source: RefSeq, a predicted model, not a curated record